CAAACAAGAACUGGCACACAUUCGUUGAAAGACCCAGGCGGUAGUGCAUGUCUGAGACUUCUUUCGAUACAUUCAAAAAUCUCCUUCAAACUCUUUUACAUCGUCUGGUAUGAAGGUUCCAAGGCCCUGAUUCAACAUGGCAACUUCCGAGACAAAAGAGAAGACGUGUGUGGUGUGUCUAGAAGCUCCAGCUGUCAAAAAAGUGGACACGUGCCAGCAUUUCUACUGUGAAAACUGUCUGUCGUCGCCUGACUUCGCUUGCCCCCAGUGUGUGAUAGAAGGGUAUGGUGGCCAAGGAGUCAACAGUACUGGUGGUCCCGGUAAGGAGGGACAACCUGACGGAACCGGGGCACCAGAACUCGCGACAAAGAAUCUGAAGAAGACGGGUACCAACUGUAAAAUCUGCCACUUCAACGGCGAGCCAGUUAGAGCUACCCACGUCUGUAUCAAGUGCAAGCAGCUGCCACUGUGUGUGAACUGCUCAAUCGCGCAUAGACUAAAUAAAGCUACUCAGAAACACGUAGUAACCGUCAUUGGACGGUCAAGGAAUGACCGAUGUACCAUCCAUGAUGAACCACUCGAGCUUGUUUGUGCUUCAUGUUCAGAGAACAUCUGCCAUGUUUGCAUGUCUAUAGAACAUGUUGGACAUGAAAUUGAAACGAUCAACGAGGCUGUUUUCGUGGAAUUUGAUGAAGUUAGAAUCGGAAUGGAAUAUCAAAAGAAAUGGUUGGAGAUGUUGAGGUCCGAUGAAAAAGAACUGAAGGAAUUGAAAGCAUCUGCACAAGAAAUGGAGGACGUGUUGAUCAAGUCGAUUGAAGACCACGCUGAGAAGUGUAUUGAGGAGAUCCUGAAGAAUAAGGAGGUUUUGAAGAAACAAGUUAGGGCCGACCAUGAGGUUGUGAGAGUGAUGGAGAAACGGUUGGAGGCAAUGCCAGAGUUACAGAAGGCAUCUGCUGAUGUUGCCGCUGCAGCGGAUCAGCUCCUGAGCGAGCAGGCAGAGCUACAUUCGACCUACAUCGAACAGCUGGUAGUGUUCAAGCAAAAGCUAGACAAGUUGCAGGAAGCCCAUCCUGCUUAUAAGAUGGACAGGGCAAACUAUCAACAAACUUUCAGCGAACUUCGUGGGAAGGCCGUGAGAUUUUAUCCGAGGAAGCUUGAUUGUGAGAUUGGCGGCUUUCGGGAUCCAGGGCCUAUAUGUGGUGCAGGUGGGCCAUGUGUGUGUGAAACGUGUGAAGAGGAAUUCAAGUGGCCAAAUUUUACCAGAGAGGCAGAAUGUCGUCAGAAGGGGAUAUGCACCUGCGGGACAUGUGAAUGUGUUUUUAAUCGUUCAAAGCUCUACGGGGAUGGAAGGUGUAAUGAAAUAGAGGGGGGAUAUCGUUGUGGAUCUAGGCUUACGUCUAAUUUUGGCAUUACUAAAAAGAUGUACAGGUUCCCUUAACGGGCUUAUAGGUUUAGAAGAGCCUCGCAGAUGCUGGAGUAAGAUGCAACAUAUAUGAUUCUGGGCCGCGCGUGUGAAACAUGUGAACGAGAGGCGGAUGCGGCGAGCCGAGGGUUGUUGAACGUCGUCAGAACAUGCGAAAGGGGACUUGCGAUCGACGCACUUGCAGUAGAGGAAUUUGUAAUGAUGAAGUUAAAUACUCAAAACAGUAAAGAAAUUAUUCAUUGUUGUGGUUCUCAUGAUUGCUGCGACAUCCCGGUGUGACAGCGGAUAUAGUCCCCCUGGAGUCAUAGUCCGGUAGCAUUGUAUUUGACCAAUUAAGCAGCAUGAUCUAUUGUACCGCUAACCCUAACCAAAACAUUUAGCAAUGCAGGCUAUUGUUACACGGACUAUCAGCCCUAGGACUACUAUCCCUUGCACACCGGCAGGAUUCCAACUGAUGAUCGGAGAAACUCCUUUAGUAUAAAUAUUGGUACACUUUGAACAUUAUUCUAUGCCGCAAAAUAUUUGCAAUUAGCAAAAAAAUGGCAAAAGGAAAUACGCACCAGCGAACUAAAGCUUCAGUAAUGUAGGUGUUACCUUUAACUUGAAGGCAGAAAAAAGGCAACGCCCGAAUAAUUAUAAUUGACACACAUCAUCAGUACACUGUAAUAAUACUUUACUACCCAAUUAUCAAUUAUAUAUCUGGGCGUUUUAGCUGAGCUGGCGUAUUGUCACAUGUAAUUUUUAUGACUGGGUGUGUGUUUUUUUAUGCGGGGAUCGUCUAAAGGUUAUCAUACUUUACCACGUCAGAUUUCCAUGACUUUAUUUGCUCUUGGCGGUUGAAGGCUAUGGGCCCUCAUGGGAGUUGUUUCGUGGGGGUCGAUGUCAUCCAUUUGCGCUGAUAACCCUAUGGUAUGGCAGCAGAAAAGCGGGAACUAAAGCCAAGGCGUUAGCGGGCUUUGACAAUGGAUCAGGGCUGGGGCUCAAGGAGCAAAAUAACUUACAUCUAAGCAUGUCUAAUGAGUCCACCGCUACUAGAGGUAGAUCUAGUUAGGGGGGGGGGUUAGUAUCGUAUGUGGAGUGAAUGGAUAAUGAUGUAACAUCACUGGCAAAUCCGAACCAAACAUCUAGUAACUUUCGAUUUCAGGACGAUGUCCCCUUUCUAAGAUGUUCGAAAGAGUUAACGCUAAUGUAAAUUUGUUUGCGAAAAUAUGUGUUUGUGAAAUAUGCUUUUGUGAAAUAGACCCUAUAUCAUCUAUAUACUGUACGUGUUGUGUGUAAUUUGAUGUUUCCAACUAGUUAUUAUUUGUGUUUUUUUGAACCAAAGCUUCAAACAGAUUUUGUGUAAUAUUAUUGUUGACAAUAAUUCCAAUAAUUGCUGUCACACACCGGCAGGAUUCCAACUGAUGAUCGGAGAAACUCCUUUAGUAUAAAUAUUCGUACACUUUGAACAUUAUUCUAUGCCGCAAAAUAUUUGCAAUUCGCAAAAAAACGGCAAAAGGAAAUACGCACCAGCGAAAUAUAGAUAUAUAUGUAAUUUUUGUGUUGAAAUUUUCUCUGUAAUCACUACAAACUAUUAGUUUAUGUGAAUAAAGCUAUUAUUAUUA
Molecule: messenger RNA, 3027 nt
Organism: Lineus longissimus
Lineage: Eukaryota; Metazoa; Nemertea; Pilidiophora; Heteronemertea; Lineidae
Product: E3 ubiquitin-protein ligase TRIM17-like
Exons: 3
Coding region: 137-1438 (433 amino acids)
Molecular function (GO): zinc ion binding; ubiquitin protein ligase activity
Source: RefSeq, a predicted model, not a curated record